Messenger RNA from Gigantopelta aegis, 834 nucleotides. RefSeq lists its product as uncharacterized. Gene Ontology annotation, biological process: cell-cell adhesion. Gene Ontology annotation, molecular function: cell adhesion molecule binding. NCBI's taxonomy places the organism in Eukaryota, Metazoa, Mollusca, Gastropoda, Neomphalida, Peltospiridae. The record is from RefSeq and is a predicted model, not a curated record. The transcript has 5 exons. Bases 1 to 834 code for a protein of 277 amino acids. Gene Ontology annotation, cellular component: cell-cell junction.
AUGUAUAGAAAUACUUCAGUGAAGAUUAUGUUUGAAGUUCAAUGUAAGGCUGAAUGUGCAUCCUUGACCACCCCUGAAGAUGUAGAGGUGCUAACAGUAACGGAGGGAAAGGAUAAGACAUUUACAUGUCGUAUUGGUGGUGCCAGCCCUGAGCCGGAAGUUAAACUUAGACUGAAUGGCACAUCUACUACGGAUCCAUCUGUUCGUAAAGUAUCAACAUCAGUAGCUUCUCAGUCCGGAGAGACACUUUGUCGUCCUCGAAAGUAUGAUAGGUAUUCUCCAUUAACAACAACGCAAUUUGGGUAUAGUCCCGACAGACGCCAUGAUGGAAAAUUCGUGUACUGCUCAGCCAGGAACAGUAAAAUGGGAAUUAACGACGAGGUGACCUCCAACAAAAUACGUCUGAUAGUUCAGUAUGGGCCAAUAGGGAAAGACAUUGCGUUCAAGCCAGAUGGAGCUUUCUACACAGUUCAGGAAUCUGAAUCGGUGACAGUGACCUGUUUCACAGACUGUAACCCGAGCUGCACCUACGCCUGGGCUUAUCAGGACAAAGUUAUUGUUUAUGGUAGUCGUCUUUUUCUUCCUGCUGCCACACGACUGGAGGCUGGCUAUUACAAAUGUACGGCGAGAAAUCCAGGGAACGGUGUCACUGCUGAACGAUUUCUGAAACUACGGGUACAGUAUGGUUCCCUGUCUACUGGUGCUGCAAUUGGAAUAGGACUCGCUGCGGGUGUCGUUGUUGCGAGUGUCGUUGCUGUCCUUAUUUGUUGUGUAGUACGCAGAAAGACACAACGUCGAAAUAGGAAAAGGUCUGAUUCCGAAAAACAUACGUAA